GUGUGAUGUGGAUGCAGAGUGUGUGAGUCGUGAGCCAGCCGAGCGAGCGUGUGUGUGCGCCGUAGGAAUCCGCGCGACCGGCUCUCGAGGCGUUUAAAAUCGGAGAGACGCCGGCAGAGCGACUGGGGUGCAGGCUGCCCGCCACGCUGACACCGCCGAGACCGACGCUCCCUCUCCCGGACUGACAGGCCAAUCGCAGGCCACCGCUCGCCCUCCCUCCAUCCUCAGCACUCUCUCUCUCUCGCUCUCUCUCUCUAUCUCUAUCUCUUUCUCUCUCACACUCCCUCCUCCUCCUCCUCCUCCUCCUCUCCUCUUUCUCUCGGGUUCUCAUUCCUUUGCGUUCAAUCCGUGCAUCCCCUCCUCCUCCUCCUCCUCCUCCUCCUCCACCUCCACCUCCUCCUCCUCCUCACACCUUUUGGUCAGAAGAGGAAGAGGAAGCCCAGCCCAGGGAGAGACGCUGAGAGGAUGAAACUCUGACACGCCGACAGACCACAGGGAAACAAGAGCACAACUAUAAUUGCUAGAAGGAAAGCGCCCAGGAAGGUCAGCCAAGUAUCCCGCCGUAGGUGCCAAAGUGAAAUCUACAGGACUACAAUUACUCGGACAGACUGAGGCAGCGGAGCAAAGUGAAUGACAGACACUGACUGGUUACAGUGACGUCUCUGACUUCAGCCUCAGCUGCAGCAACAAGUGACUCUUCCCUCCUCCCCCGACACCUUCCGACCUCUGACCUCCAGCCUCCCAUAGGUUGUAUCUGACGGAGGGACCGGUGCCGCGCUCCCAUCCCCACGCUCCUUCAACAACAACACUGCUGGUAAACGAUCUCCCCCAAGAGGAUUGUGGGUAAAAGUCAGUCUUGAUCAAAAAGGUUCAUCAGCACCUGUGGCAGCCGCAGCGAGUCCAGUGACCUAGCUUCAGCCCGACCGGCUUUACCUGUACAUGGAGACCCCCAGCUGGGCAGGAAACACGUUGUGUAAGUCAGGAAGCAUUGCUGUCUUCGGGAACGUGGUGUACAGCGGACUGCUGAACGAUCACCUCUGGCAUUUGGGAGUGCCCCUCUUUACAAGACUGGGUAACCAAGAGGCCACCAACCCCCCAGAAGCGAUGGCCCAGCCGUACACCCCAGCCCAGUACCCUCCUCCCCCACAGAAUGGCAUCCCCGCAGAGUUUGCGGCACCGCACCCGCUCCCGACACAGGACUACACCGGGCAGAGCCGGGUUCCUGAGCACGCCAUGACCCUCUACACGCCCACACAGACGCACAGCGAGCCGGCCGGCACUGACAACAGCACGCCCGCCAUCACCGCCACCACGACCGCACCGGUCAGUGUCCUUCAUCACCUGCAAACACUGUUCUCAACACGCUGUCAGCAAACAGAUGAUGUGACGCAAACAGAGGGCUCUCAGCAGCUCCAGCUCCAGCACUCAGACUCUUCAGAGAAGCAGCAGCCCAAAAGGUUACAUGUCUCCAACAUUCCCUUCCGCUUCCGGGACCCUGACCUAAGGCAAAUGUUUGGGCAAUUUGGAAAGAUUUUAGAUGUGGAGAUUAUCUUUAAUGAGCGAGGAUCCAAGGGCUUUGGGUUUGUAACUUUUGAAACAAGCACAGAUGCUGAUCGUGCACGGGAGAAACUAAACGGUACAAUCGUAGAGGGACGCAAAAUAGAGGUGAACAACGCAACAGCACGAGUGAUGACAAACAAGAAAGUGGCCAACCCUUACACGAACGGCUGGAAGCUGAAUCCAGUGGUGGGAGCCGUCUACGGUCCUGAACUGUACGCCGUCACAGGGUUUCCCUACCCUGCCACAGGCGCUACGGUGGCCUAUAGGGGUGCCCACUUGCGAGGUCGAGGGCGGGCCGUGUACAACACGUUCCGCACAGCUCCACCACCACCACCAAUCCCAGCUUAUGGAGCGGUGGUGUACCAAGAUGGCUUCUAUGGUGCAGAGAUCUAUGGCGGCUAUGCAGCAUACAGAUUUGCCCAGCCCACCACCACCGCUGCUUACAGUGACAGCUAUGGCAGAGUCUAUGCAACAGCAGACCCCUACCACCACACGAUUGGCCCUGCUGCCACAUACAGUGUGGGGACUAUGGCUAGCCUUUACAGAGGAGGGUACAGUCGCUUCACUCCCUACUAAAAGAAAAGAAAAAAAGCGAGAAAAGACAGAGACAUUUCCCCCAACAAACAAACAAACAGACAAAC
Acanthopagrus latus (yellowfin seabream) is the source of this 2201-nucleotide messenger RNA. RefSeq names its product RNA binding protein fox-1 homolog 3-like. The record is from RefSeq and is a predicted model, not a curated record. Gene Ontology annotation, biological process: nervous system development; regulation of alternative mRNA splicing, via spliceosome. The transcript has 18 exons. Bases 940 to 2136 code for a protein of 398 amino acids. NCBI's taxonomy places the organism in Eukaryota, Metazoa, Chordata, Actinopteri, Spariformes, Sparidae. Gene Ontology annotation, molecular function: mRNA binding. Gene Ontology annotation, cellular component: cytoplasm; nucleus.